Paramuricea clavata is the source of this 3591-nucleotide messenger RNA. Lineage: Eukaryota; Metazoa; Cnidaria; Anthozoa; Malacalcyonacea; Plexauridae. The record is from the annotation of a GenBank genome assembly.
CUUAGAAUGUAUAACUGAGUACAAAUAAAUGUCUUAUCUUCUCGUGUUUAAUAAUUAAUCCUCACAUAUUUUAUUAAACAUUUGUUGUUGUGCAUAGGUUGAACCUUAGACAGUAUCAAUGGCAGUUAGCAAAGAUCAAGUUGAAGAACUCAGUCUACAUAUUUCUCUCACAGAUGUUGGAAAAUACUCUCUUUGCCAACUAUGUGUGUAUAUUUUGUGUAACAUAAAUGAAACCCGUUGUGAUGUUGAUUGGUCGAAGUCUUAUAUCUCAAAAAUUAUUGAAGAGUUAGGUCUGCCCUUGUCUGUAGCAACUUCGUUAUGUUUGAUGUUAGACGAAACCAAAGGAAGCGAGGAUGAUAAAAACAUGGAAUUGUUAAUAAAUGCUCUAAAAGAUGAAAGAAGCCUUAGUGAGGACAUCAAUGUUCUUAAUCAGGAAUUGAUUCGUUUAUCAAUUAAACAAGGAGGUUAUGAUGCUAGAGCAAGAGUUUUGAUUUACAUUUUUGCACGAAAAUUGGGAACAAGGGAAGAGCAGGUUUUGUUAUAUGAAGAUGACUUAGCAGAUAGUUUGAAUGUUCUUAUACAGGAAGACAAAGAAGUCCACGAAGAAGCUGACAAAAGAAAGUCUUACAGGCGAAAGAAGAAGGCAUUAAUGAUAGGUCUAGGUGUUGUUGCAGGUGGGGCGAUCAUUGGGCUAACGGGCGGAUUAGCAGCACCUGUUGUCGCUGCAAGUGCAGGUGCAUUGAUAGGAGGGAGUGGGGCUACAUUCUUGGCUUCUUCUGCUGGUCUGGCAUUUAUCACAUCCGUGUUUGGAGCCACUGGAGCUGGUCUUACUGGUUAUAAGAUGAGCCGACGUGUUGGUAUGACUGAGGAGUUUGGUUUUAUAAAUCUGUCUGACUGUGUACAUCGUUUACAAUUGACAAUUUGUGUAUCCGGCUGGCUCACACAAGAUGGCACUGAAGAGUUUAUCACACAAUGGUCAGCACUCUCGCCAUCUCUGGAAGCUUAUUCCUUGGUCUGGGAAAGUAAAUUCUUGUUAGAAUUGGGUUCAGCAAUUCGGGACAUUAUUACAACAAACGUUGUAGGCACAGCAACAGUAGAGGCUCUCAAAUACACUGUUUUGCAAGGUAUAAUGGCAGCAAUUGCAUGGCCUGUUACACUAUUGAACGCUGCUUCUCUGAUUGAUAAUCCAUGGAGUGUGUGUGCUAGCCGGGCGAAGGAAGUUGGCAGAGAACUUGCGCGGGUGUUAUUAUCACGUGAGCAAGGUAAACGUCCAGUCACUCUAAUUGGUUUCAGUCUUGGCGCACGUGUUAUCUACUAUUGCUUGGAAGAGCUGACUGCGCAUGCUGAUUCUGGUGGGAUUAUCCAAAAUGUCAUUGUACUUGGUGCACCAGUGAGUGGCAAUGCUGAGAAGUGGCAGCAAUUUUCAGAUGUUGUUGCUGGUACUAUCUUUAACGGGUUUUGUCGCAAAGAUUGGUUAUUAAGAUUCAUUUAUCGAGCUUCUUCUAUGCGGGCUAGCAUAGCUGGUUUAUGUGAGAUUCCUUGGAAGAGCAAGAAGAUGAUUAACAUCGACCUUACUAAAAUUAUCAACGGCCAUAUGGACUAUGCAGAUCCUGAAAAUCUAAGAGUUAUCUUUGAAAUGGUUGGAGUAAAUACUGAUAGCUGCCAUAAUCCGUUACCAAGCGAUUCAAAUGAGGAGUCUACACAUUGCCUUGUCAAAGAUAUUCUGAAUGAACAAAUUGAUAAUGCGAUGGAAAUUGCGCUAACUAAAUGACUAUUUAACUUGGUAAAUUUAAAAUUUGCUAACAGUAUACCUUCCGAAGUUAAGCGGCAACUAUUAUAGACAUUGGAGGCUAUAACACUAACAACUUGUAAUGAAGCAUCGGAAUCGAAGAAAGAAAUUAAGGAAAACUUCAAUGAACUCAGGCCCAAGAAAGCUUAUUUGUUUACCUCAAUUAGCAUUGAAAUAUUAGAUGAAUAAACCUUGCAAGCAUCGUAGACUUAGAUACUCGUCAGCGUUAAAAAGAUUACUGUAAAUAUCUCUAAUCACUGUUUACAUGAGACCGGAACGAAGCCUGUCAUACAUGUUAUAGUGGUGCAAUUGUCUUUGCUUGCUUGAAACCUCGACGGCGUAUCAAACUUUUUCAGAAAAAGUAAAAUAUAAAAACAAAUACUGACAGGGUUCCAAUCAAUCUCUUAUCGAGAGUACGAGAUUGAGUUCGAACAUGUGCUGAUGAUGUUCCUGUGCAAUGUUUGAUUGCAAAGCAAGUGAGUUCGAUAAGUUCACAAUCAAUGGCAUAUACUGCCUAUAGUGACAAUUUUCUAACGAUGAUGUAUUUGCCUCAAGGCAUAGUCAAUAUGCUCAAGUCCAACUAAUUACGGCACUUACCACCAUCAAACCUUUUCAUAAAAUUAAACAAAUAGAAGGUUCGAACCUGCGCUCAUAUAAUAUAACGACCAUAAAGCUACCGGGUUAUGUGGUUCGACAAUGGCAAUUUUAUAAUGACUAUAGAAUGUUAGGUCAUAACUUUGGUCAUCUAUAUAGCGAUAAUAUUAAAUUUAGAAAUGUGUAUGUGAAAUGAGUCAGCCUAGGCCAUAUGACGGACAAUAUUAUCAGUACUAAACAACAAAACUUUCAUUGAUGAUAAUUUCAGACUUUGUUGAUGCCAAGUCUUAUCAUGAUAAUCUCAGACUUUGUUGAUGCCAAAUCUUAUCAUUGGUAAUAAUUUAAUUAGGGGUCAUGCAGGUACUAAUUGGGACGAAAGUCCUGUUCCUCAUCCUAGUCACGUAUGUUGUCUUGUAGCAUGUUAUUCAUAAUUUCUGCAUGGUGAUUUAUCAAUAUUGAUUUUAAUUAUAUUUGUAGUAUUUCUUAUCUUAUUAAUACUCUACGACUGGUUUUCCUUCAGAAAUAAAUUGGGAAAUAUUUAAAACAUAUUAACUUUCCAAGACCAAACCAUUUUUUAAACAUUUGCUUCGCAACACAUUUUCGUCGAUUCUGAAACAUGAUUAUGAUGCCGAUAUAAAACGUGGAAAUACAAACUUAGAUUUUGUCUUUAAGUUUCACUACAAUAAAUAUUUUAUUAUAUUUGGAGUAAUUACCAUAUUUAGUGGUCGUGCCACAGUCAGAAGACUUUGUCUUUGUAGACAUUCAGGCAAUUACACGGCGAAGCUAAAUAUUUUUAAAGUACUUUCGAAAUAUUUCUAUUUGCCGUAAUUUGGAGAUAAAAUUAAAAAUAUAUAGAUAUAGUCGCUAUCACGUAUUUUGUGUGGUUUUUUUUCAAUAAUUAGUGUAUUUUCCUUUUUAAAGAUAUUUCAUCUUGAUACCAUUGUAAUAAAGCACAAUAAUAUACUUGACCUUGUAGGUUUGCAUGGUAAAAAUAAGUAUAAUUGUUUUGUUUUGUUUAAAAUUUGUUUUGUGGGCACGUUAAUUUGUUUCUUUGCCUCGCCUCGGCUUUGGCGAAGCUUUCGAUCCAUUAUUACUCCGGUCUUCAUUGGCAUUGCCAUUGGUGCUAUAAAUAGAGAAUAAUCAUGGGUGCGCGGAAUUAUUUCGAGUGUUGAACUAGCCUGCGUGGCAGGCCCUCCCUUUUAUGGGGG